Paramecium sonneborni is the source of this 1548-nucleotide messenger RNA. The record is from the annotation of a GenBank genome assembly. Lineage: Eukaryota; Ciliophora; Oligohymenophorea; Peniculida; Parameciidae.
AUGAAAUCUCCCUAAAAAGAUUUUGCUUCAACAGAAUUUGAUAAAAAAUAGAAGUUCUCCCAUUGGUAACUGAAAAGUAUAUCAAAAUUACCUUAAAGUAUCAAUUUCGAUCGAUUCAAUAUAUAUUCUGAAAAGAAACAAACUUUCAAAGAGAUUGAGAUAACUAAGAUGCAAAAUUUAAUUUUUAAGAAAAAGAAGAAUCAAGUAUGAUGGAUAUAAGAUUAUAGACUGGAUUUUAUGUCUUAGAUAUUACAGAUUGCAUUAUUUCAAUAGUAGAAAAUAUUCACAUAGGUCACGGGCUCUCUUUUACAAAGGCAACUUUUCAAUUUUUAAUAUUUGGACCCUUAAUUCUGGAUUGGUUUGAAUCAUUAAAAAAAUAUUGUUAUCAAAUUGAAUUUAGCACUAAGUAUGAGUUAUUGAAUUUGCUCAACAGAGGUUCAUUUUACAAAGUAUCAAUUUAAAAAAAAAUUAGGUAUACGAUGCAAUUAAUAUCUUUGAAUAAGCAAAUUAUACUGUGAAAGUAUAUGAAAAAUAAAUAUUAACAAAACAAUCUGAUAUUGAUGCAAUAAAAAAAGAGAUUUCUAUCUUUAGAUUGAUGAAUCACCAUGGAGUGGUAAAUUUAAUAGAAGUGUUUGAAAAUGAAUUUGGAUUUUUAUUAGUAUAUGAUUCAUUUGAAGGUGGCACAUUAAGUGAUCUGAUAAAAAAAUAUUAAAUUCCUGAACAAUCAGCGAUUAAGAUAAUUUUUAGGUUGCUUGAUUCUCUAAGCUAUAUUCAUGAAUAAAAUGUUUUACAUCGAAAUUUAAAGCCAGAGAACAUUUUAGUAAAAAGUCUCUUAGCUCCAAAUAAUGUUUAUAUUAGUGAUUUUAGUCUUGCCGACUUUUUUAGAAGAGAUGUAAAAUAUUUAUUUACUCGUUGUGGAACUCCUGGAUAUGUAGCUCCAGAAAUUCUUUAAGACAAAAGUUAUGAUUAUAAAGUGGAUGUCUAUAGUUUAGGUGUCAUUUUUUUUACGAUGUUAUCAGGAGGCAUUUCACCCUUUCCAACAAAAAGCUAUGAUGAACGAAUUUUUCUCAAUUACCAAGGUUAAAUAGAUUUUGCUAUUAUUGAUGCAUCACCUGAUACCCUUGAUUUAUUAAAAAAGAUGUUAGAGAUCAAUCCAUAAAAAAGAAUAAACGCAUCAUAAGCAAUUUGGCAUUCUGUAUUCAAAGGAUUACAUAAACUGAAAAUUACGAGCUUAUUCGAAUCAGAAAGGAGAAAUUCUUCAAUUAAAUUAAAUAUCAAAUCAAGUCUGCCUCCUAAGACUAUAGAUAAUUUAAAACUAACUGCUUGUCCUAUUAACAAAUUACCUCCGGCUUCGAUAAAAUUUUAAAGAAGAUAAAAAUUUAGAAUGACAUUCAAGAAUAGUCAUCAGCCUUUAAGUAGUGCUUCAUCUCCUUUGGUUUCACCAGGAAAAAAUUAAUUUUCAACCUAAUCCCAAAAAACAAUCUUAUCUAUUUUCACUUGAGAAUCGAAAAACUUCAAAACCAUUUUAAUAUAUUUAUUGAUUACAAC